UUGGGAAAAAGUUGCGCAUACGACAUGGUCACACAGGAAAACAAAAAGCAAAAAAUCGGGAAAUCGGAAGGUUGGACGCGGAGAGAGAAUUCACCGAAACAACAACAGACAAGUCGCAGGGGCUAAAAAGAAUAAACCCAGGGAGAGGGAGAGAGACGGGUGUCGGGGCCGAAAUAAGCAAUAUUUUCGUUUUCUGUGAUUUUCGAGUGUGACGGGACGGCGUGUUGUGAGUGCUUCCGAGCCAAAUUACGAAUCGCGCGACAGUGGCCAAAAUAUAUUUUUAUAGCAACAAGCGACGCUAGCGAAACGGAAAUAAAUCAGAGCACCCAAAGUGCAGAAAUGCCGAGGGCAUUUGCAUAAUUUUCGGGUCGUCUUAGCGAGAGUUGUAUAAUAAAAUUGCGAAUCCCGGGCGGUAGGCGCGGCUCACCACAAAUGGACGGGGAAUGCGGCGACGGCCCCACCACCACCACCACCCCAUCCACCGCCACCCCAGCUGAGAGCUCCUCCGAAGCCAAGACCCAAUCCCAAAAAAUAUCAGAAAAUGUCUAGUGCCCACUACCAGGCACUCGAGCCGCAGACUUCCGACGAGGAUAACGAGGACAUCGAACGGCCGCUCCACCAGAACCACCUACGUAGCAGCUACACCUCCUCCUCCUCCUCCUCCGCCUGCAACGCCCCGCAUCCCAUGGUCAGGAAGGCGUCAGGGGGCGUGGCCAGGCGCCGCUGCAUACUGCCCCUGGUGGGCGUGGCCCUGUUCUUCGUCGCCUUCUGCUACCUCACCCUCAGCGGGGACACCCGAAUCGCCCUGGGACUGGGCGGUGGUUCCGAGGACUCGGAGGAGGGCUCCCACCACGGAUUAGGUAAGCAAGGGGCUCUCUUUAUGGCGACCCCUCGUCCCGCAGACUGGCUGUUGAGGUAUACCCGCCAAGGGGCAGCAAGAACAGAACUUCAGGACAUUAUAAACGAUAGAACUCAAGAGAUCACAGCAUACGAAACUGAACUUAGGCUAGACAGUCAAGAACCCAAUCCGAAAAAACCCCCGAGAAGGCAUCGUUUCAAGCCGAAAUACCAUAGUAUCAAUUUCCGGCCACUCAACGAAAGCCUGCACAUUUGCAGCGAGAGCUAUGAGGAUCGCCGGCAGUUCAUGCAGGAUAAACCGCGAUCUGAAUAUGGACAGUUGCCGAUUAUAUAUUUCGUAACUCCAACGUAUCCAAGGCGGGAGCAGAUACCAGAACUAACCCGUCUGGCGCACACGCUGCUCCAUGUUCCGCGAUUGCACUGGCUGGUGGCUGAUGAUCAGGAGAAGUGCAACGGCUAUAUGGACACCCUGCUCAACCGAUUCGGCAUGCCCUAUACCCAUAUGGUAAGCCCCAUGCCCAGCAAGUUUCGAAAUGAAAAGCCAGCCCCGCGAGGCGUCGCCAAUCGCAGGGCCGCUUUGCAGUGGCUGCGCCAGCACAAUCUCACCAAUGGCGUACUUUACUUCGGGGACGAUGACAACACCUACGACCUGCGUCUGUUCUCAGAGAUCAGGAAAACGCAACGGGUUUCCAUGUUCCCCGUCGGCCUGAUUGCAGAUUAUGGGGUCAGUGGACCAGUAGUGCGCAAAGGCAAGGUGGUAGCUUUCCUGGACUCCUGGGUGGCCGGGCGGCGCUGGCCAGUUGACAUGGCUGGGUUUGCCGUGAACUUGGAGUAUAUGGCGCAGUAUCCCUAUGUAAAUAUGCCGUACAAGCCAGGAUACGAAGAGGAUCUCUUUCUGCGCAGCAUCGGUCUGCAAAUGAGUCUGAUAGAACCGCGAGGUAACAACUGCACUGAGAUUCUCGUCUGGCACACCCAGACGAAAUCAAAAAAACUGGGAAUGGUUCGGCUAGAAAGCAAAUAUUUGGACGAUCGUUCAAACCUGGGCGCCCUGCUUCUCAAUCUUAAACUAAUGGGCGUGGCCAGUACAACGGAAAAUGAAGGACGCAAUGCACUGAUCAGCAAGAAUGGCAAGGAGAAGCCGCACUCUGCCAUAUUGAGCUGAGUCCCAGGGUCCAACAUCCGAAGGAGAGCACGAAUAAUACUCGUAGACUUAUAGAGCUAAUUGUAUAAUAUUUCUGUAACAAACCCAAUCUCGAAUCACCCGUUUCUUGUAUUCCAUGGAACUUUUCCGUUCUAGUUAUCAGUCGUUUUCGCACUGCACAAUAUCUAGAAUAUUUAGUUUUUUACGACUUGCGUCGGUGUUGCCUCUCUGUUCUCGGUUCUCAUCAUAAUGUAAUGUUAAUAAAAAUUAUGAAUGUAUUGUUAA
Molecule: messenger RNA, 2284 nt
Organism: Drosophila takahashii
Lineage: Eukaryota; Metazoa; Arthropoda; Insecta; Diptera; Drosophilidae
Gene: GlcAT-S
Product: Glucuronyltransferase S
Biological process (GO): chondroitin sulfate proteoglycan biosynthetic process; carbohydrate metabolic process
Cellular component (GO): Golgi membrane
Molecular function (GO): galactosylgalactosylxylosylprotein 3-beta-glucuronosyltransferase activity
Source: RefSeq, a predicted model, not a curated record